AUGAAGCCCCUUAACAAAGGUUUAAGUAUACUAUCUUUUCCCAAGAAUAAUAAGAAAACCAACAAAAAUCUUUCUCCUUUACUUGUUCCAAUCAAUGAUGCACCUAAAGAGAUUUCUAUUGAGGGUUCUUCACCUCAAGAUUCUUCACCUGGCAUCUCAUAUCCACUAGAGGACAUUCCUAUCAUUACAACAUCGAUAGAAACUCAAAGUGAGAAUCAUUCACCUCUACCGAAAUCACAUUCAGCUACAGAUUUUCGAGCAACAACUAAGGUCAUUCGCUCUUCUUCACAGAAUAACAUACUACAACCCAGUUCUUUAUAUCGACAUCAAAACCGCGUGUCGAUGUUUUCAUCAAAUGUCUCAACUAAACCGAAUAGUAUAGUAGCCGCGCGUAAGCAUAGUUUACCACCAGUUAUGGAUUUAUUUGAAAGCCAAAAGCAAAUUAUUCAACCAUUUAUGACGCUGGCAGAAUUUAAAAAAUACGAUGAAUUUCCUCGACAACAAAGAGCUAUUUUAGCUGCAUUACAGCGCCAAGAAAAUCGAUUAAGAAACGAAGGUGUCAUAAAAGAGAUGAAUAAGGCUACUUUAAGAGGGAAAAGAGAACGAAAACUUUCGUCAAAGACAAAGGAAAAGGAAACAUUUGCUAAUAGGUCUUCGAUACAUUCGGUAAGACGAGGUUCUUCUAGUGUUGCCGCACUAAAGUUUCUCGGGAUUAAAAAGGGUAAAAAACGAACUACAGAUCAUAAAACUUCAGAUGCAUUAGUAAUCCUUUCCCAAAUAUCAAACAAUGCUCUGAAAAAGAAAAAAAAGAAUGAAGUGAAUAAAUCAUUUUUACUGGCUAUGGCACAUCGUUUAGAAGAUAUAACUUUAGCUAUGUUUGAACGUGGUUUUCCAAGUGAUGUUAAUUCACCAAUAUUCUCCAAACCAGCCAAAAAUGCUGAACGUGGUGGUAUUUCAGGAUUACAAUUUCCAAGUUAUUUCAUUUUGGCUGUGGCACUUGGAUUGCAUGGACUUGUUAAAGUAAUGUUAAAGAGAGCAAAUAUGAAUCAAACAUGGUUUGGGUUAACACCUUUAAUUAUUGCCAUAUCUCAGUCAUCCCGUACACUUGUGAUAGAUCGUUAUUCAUCAGGUUCAAAUGCAACGUCCGACAUCACAUUAAUUAUAAAAUUAUUUUUGGAUCAUGGUGCAGACCCUUCACAAGGAUUGCCAUUGGAACAGUUUAACACGCUUAGACGAUUAAAAGCAAAAGAAUAUAUGAGACGUUUGAAUAUUUUGAAUUCAUUUAAUCCAAUCGAUACGUCUAAUGAAACAAAUAAAAUUGUUUCGGUGCCUCAUCGACUUUAUAAUUCGGGUCUGAGUGCAAAAAAGACUAAAGAAGAAAUAGAAAAGUUCGCCAGGGGAAAGUGGGUUCUUCCCAUAGACAUCGCUGCCGUUUCAGGGAAUAUUGAUAUAGUGAAAAUACUCCUUUCAAGGAUGGAAGCAUCGAAUAUUGCAAGCAGUUCGUUUUGCCUUUCUUUACAAAAUGACGUGAUGCUUACACUUGAACUUGCCCAUGCUGGUGCAAAUGUUAACCAAAUGGACAUAAGAGGAAGUACAGCAUUACAUCGAGCUGCACGUUCGGGUCAUAUAGAGAUGGUUGUAGUAUUAUUACAAUUGGGCGCAGACGUCAAUGCUAAAGAUGAAAAUGACUGGGCCCCACUUCAUGAGGCAAUAAGUCAAAACCAUUUGAACGUCUGUCCAAUUUUAGUAGCUGCUGGUGCAGAUUUACAUAUUACUAAUAAUAUUGGAAAAACGCCAAAAGAUUUAGGAAUAGAUUGUGGCUUAACUUUAGAACAAAUUGAACAAUGCUUAGAUGCAGUCAAUAGCACGCAUAGCGUACAAAGAAAUAAUGAGAUCAUGAUAAAUCAAAAACAUGAUAUUGCAAAUGGAACAACACAUUUUUCAAAAAAUAUUUCCCUUAAGCGUUUUGGGACAUUUCCGAGGAAAUCGCAAAAUAUUACAUCUAUUUUGAUGGGCGGUAGUA
Molecule: messenger RNA, 2023 nt
Organism: Funneliformis mosseae
Lineage: Eukaryota; Fungi; Glomeromycota; Glomeromycetes; Glomerales; Glomeraceae
Source: the annotation of a GenBank genome assembly